This is a messenger RNA of Stegastes partitus (bicolor damselfish), 2554 nucleotides long. RefSeq names its product Fas-activated serine/threonine kinase (gene fastk). The record is from RefSeq and is a predicted model, not a curated record. NCBI's taxonomy places the organism in Eukaryota, Metazoa, Chordata, Actinopteri, Pomacentridae. Gene Ontology annotation, cellular component: ribonucleoprotein granule; mitochondrial matrix. The transcript has 10 exons. Gene Ontology annotation, biological process: regulation of mitochondrial mRNA stability; mitochondrial RNA processing. The annotation marks the transcript as partial. Gene Ontology annotation, molecular function: RNA binding.
CUACCCGCCCACUACCAGCAUCACACCCCCUUCCACGUGUAUGGGGGCGGAGCUCCGGCAGGAGGAGCGACUGGCACCAAGAAGAAGACGUGGAACUUCAUCCACGAGAAGAUGAGCUACGACACGUUCUUUACAAUGAAACGGCUGAUCGAGCGCUCACGGCGGCCCGACGAGGUUCUGCGCUGGGUUACCCAGAACCCCGCCAAGAUCUCCCACAACCAUUACCCUGUCGCCCUGCAGAAGAUAGGACAGCUGCUGCAGGCCACGCCCCCGUCGCGCACCGCCAGGGACGACGCUGAUGGCGAGGCCUCUGGUGGUGGAGCAGCAGAUGGGGAGGGGCGUCAGAUCCUGGAGCACCAGGACUUCCAGACACUCUGCACCGCCAUCGUCAGCGACUGCGCCAAGUUCGACAACUUCAGCAUCGUCAACUGCCUGUAUGCCGUCGCCGCGCUCGGUCUGCCCAGUGACUCCCAGGUGGUCCAGGUGCUGGAGGCGGAGUCUCAGUCCAGACUGAACCAGUUCAACCAGAAGGACGUGUCCAUGGUGUUCAGCUCCAGCAUGAAACUGCACCCAGGCAGCCAGCACCCGCUGACCGAGGCCUGCCUGGCCGGGUUGGAGAAGAACCUGGAGAGGGAACGCCACCCGCAGACGCUCUUCCUGCUGCUCUCCUACUACAGACUCAAGUGGCGCUCGCUGCAGCCACAGGAACCGGCUUCAGCGGCUGGAGGGGGCGCUGCGACCACCAGCGCUAACAGCAACAACACACCUCCAAACCCUGAGCAGCUGCUCGCCAACAGGAAGAUCUUGCGUCUGGUCAAACACACUCUGGCCAGCGUUAGCGGGGUGCGUGACCAGGAGAUGGCUCUGCUGGACGAGAUGUUGGCAGCAUGUGCAAGAGAGGCGAGCAACAAGAGUCUGGAACUGAUCUUCAGCUCUCACCUGUUCUACCAGAACCGACAGGAGAGGUUCAUCAGCAGCCUGGCAGAGGAGCUGCCGAAGAAGGUGGACAGCAUCACUCCGUACACCAUGGCUCUGAUAGCCAAAUACAUCGCCCGCCAUCGGCUGAGAGAGACGAGGCUGCUUGACACCAUCGCAGACUUCCUGGUGAAGAAAGCAGAGUACCUGGACAGCAAGGUGAUCCAGAAGCUGGUGUUCCCGUUCAGCAGGAUGAGUUACCGUCCUUCUAAUGAGCAGCAGUUCUUCUCUCGGCUGGAGGAGGUCGUGGAACUGAAGGCGCUCAGCUCGCCGCUGGCCACCGUCAACAUCCUCAUGUCUCUGUUCCAGCUGGGACAUUUCCCCGGCCUGGUGCUACAUCGAGUCUUCUCCUCCGCCUUCAUCAGCAACGUCACCAACAGCCCGUACGCUCUGAUUGUGCGGCGGUAUCUGUCCCUGCUGGACGCCGCGGUGGAGUUGGAGUACCAAGACUACAGCGGACCUCGACUGCAGGAUGCCCACAAGGUGCUGAUGUUUGACCAUGCCCUCACUGCUGAUGAGGUCAACCGCAAGUACAGUUAUAAAGGUCUGGUGGCUGAGGCUCUGCGACAGCUGGUUGGAGAACAGAACUACAAGCAGGAUGAAGUACUUGCCCCGGGAUACUACACAGACUUUGUACUGUGGAUGGACAGUUCUGGUCGGGUCCUACCCAUCAGGACUGGCGCCGGUCUGGCUCUGAGCAUUGUUCCUUCGUCCUGUGUUGCCGUGGCGUCCAAGCCGGCUGAAGGUGCAGUUGCCGUGGUGACCUCAGAGUUCCAGAAGUUCUCUCCGUUUGCGACGCUGGAGGAAGGCGCAGAGCAGACGUGUCAGGUAGGUGAGGCGAUUGGCGGAGCCAUGGAAGCCAGAUCCUUCCUGCCCCACCACAUCCGCAGCACAUCGGGGGCCGCAGUGCCCUCAGGGCCCCCCAGGCCUGGGACUAAUGGUGGGGCCCUGGACUACGGUCCCUACUAUGUCCCUGCAGCCGAGUACUACGCCAGCCUGGCAAAGGAGCACUCUCUGGAGAGCCAGGACAGUUCCACUCUCAGCAGCCCCCCUUCCGAUGGCCUGGCCCCGCCUGGGGCUCAGGGGCCUGCGGGGGCCCCGGCACCAGACUCCCUGUUUCAGUUUUCCAUUGGGAAGAUCCUGGAGGAUGAGGGGGGCUCAGGGGCCCCGGGAGUCCAGGGGACAGACUGUGAGCUUCCUGGGUUCUACGAAGGAGUGCCGUACUCUGAGGGGUCCGAGGCCGACAGAGUACCCCCGUCACCUCCACAGCUCCACCCCCCCGACCGACCAGACCCCGACACCAUCCCGGCAGACCAGAGACAGAUCCGGAGGGUCAUCAUGUCCGUCAACGACAAGUGGCACUACUGUCACAACUCCGAGGUUCUGGUCGGAUCUCGGGCCAUGAGGGAUCGACACCUGAGGCUGCUGGGGUACAUCAUCCUGCAGCUGCCGUACCACGAGCUGGAGAAGCUGAACGGCAUCGAGGAGGUGAAGCAGUACCUGCACAAGAAGCUGCUGGACGUCCCGCUAUGACGCCCUGUGUGUGUGUGUGUGUGUGUGUGUGUGUGUGUGUGUGUGU